CAUGCGCACAUGAGGGAAACAGUCAUGGCGGCGGGAGAGAAACCCACGAAAGAAAAGCUGUUAUCUGCUCUGGAUGAUAUUGAAGUUUUAGCCAGAGAGCUGAUAGAGAUGAUGGCACUGUCCAGGACACAGAAGCUGCCCCUCCCUGGAGAGGACACACAGAUUUUGGAGCUGUUAGUGCAGAGAGAUAAAGAGUUCCAGGAGCUGAUGCAGAUGGCAGAAGAGCAGGGCAGAGUGCACCAGGAGAUGCAGACACUGGAGAAGGAAGUUGAGAAGAGAGACAGUGAUAUCCAGCAGCUCCAGAAACAACUCAAAGAGGCGGAGCAUAUACUGGCCACCGCUGUCUAUCAAGCCAAAGAAAAACUGAAGUCUAUUGAAAAGGCCAGAAAAGGGAGUAUCUCUUCAGAAGAGAUCAUCAAGUAUGCUCACAGGAUUAGUGCCAGUAAUGCAGUGUGUGCACCUCUUAACUGGGUUCCAGGUGACCCCCGCAGGCCAUACCCCACUGAUCUGGAGAUGCGCAGUGGAAUGCUGGGUCACAUGAGCAACAUGUCCACCAAUGGAGUGAAUGGACACCUGCCUGGAGAUGCAUUGGCUGCUGGAAGAUUACCAGAUGUGCUAACCCCACAGUAUCCUUGGCAGUCCGCUGAUGUUUCCAUGGGGAUUCUGCCUCCUCACCAUGGCAACGAUUUUGGCCUGGAGCCACCUGGUCAUAAUAAGGAAAAUGAAGAUGAUGUCGAGGCCAUGUCAACAGAUUCCUCCAGCAGCAGCAGUGACUCAGACUGAGUGUGUGUGUGUGUGCGUGCGUGCGUGCACAAGAUGCGUAGGCAGUUACCUGUGUAAUAGUCUGGAGAAAGUACGGCAUCUACAUCUGUUUAACCCAUCUCAGUAAUUCUGAAUAUCCAGAAGAUGGCAUCGUAAAAUGCCUUGAGGCGGAGCAAACCUACACCAGCUCUCUCUUCAUUACGGUUUUACAGCCUACAGUUAUCAUUUGUCUGUGUCAUUCUGAAGUCUUACUGGCCUCAUAAAUGUCAUUAAUAUGUUGUUCUCAUUGUGUGGAGUGUGACAGGCUGAUUUGCAUAUAUUUGCAAUCCAGUGGAGCGUAAUGUUGACAUGAACAAAUUUACACGGCUGGAAUAAAAAUAGUACUGUAAAUACCUGUUAAAUUUCAGACUCUGUAAAUAAAACUUAAAAACUUUUAUUAUAUUUUCUUUUCACAAAAAUGGCUACUUUUGUUUUAUCUCUUGUUUUGAUUGUCGGUGUACUUUGAAAUUGUUUUUCUCAGAAAGGUAAAAGGUGAAAUAGCUGUAUGGGAAGGUGUUUGGUGGAAGUGAUAGUCUUCCAAAAGCUAUAUAUAGUGACAUCCAAAAAUACUUGCACUUUUCAUGCUCGGUGCACAUGUGUACAGAAUAGACUGUCAUCUCACAUUUAUUCAUAUUGGGCUUUUUUUUUUUUUACAGAACACAAUCUAGAGAGAAAUGAUAUCCAGUACUUGAAUAAGCCUGAACUCAUGCAUCCCAGUAACUGAGGUAUUGCUGUUUAAACAUUUAUAUUCUUUAGCACUGCAGUUAUCACAAUUAAAAGCUAUCUCUAAACUUCUGAAUCAGUUGUUCUAUUUAAAGGGCACCUAUUAUGGAAUUUUGAAAAUUACCUUUCAUGUAGUGUGUAACAUAGAUUUAAGUGAACAAAAACAUCCAGCAAAGUUUUAUAUAUGAAAGUUCACCAUAAAAAAAGUUAUUGUCUCUCAAAAGUAGGAGUCGACUCUGAGUCAAUGUAAUGAAUCGUUUGUCUAAUGAGUCAUUUUCCUUUUCGUUGUGACGUCAAGACAAAAAAUUAUCAAAUUGGCCACGCCCACUCAUUGCGCGCGCAGACACCAGGGAAAAAUUGAAAACAUCAUGUCGACAACAAGACGCUUGAUACUGAAGGAAGGUUCAGUACCAAGUUUAUUUGGAUCAGCUUCCUCCUCCAAAUCACAACCUGUAAGUAUUAUUAAUAAUUGUUGCUUUUAUGUGUUUUUUAGCAUGUUAAUAAGUAUGUGUGUGUGUUGUGUACGUUACGCUCAGCGCAGCUUCUAGGUCUCCAAUGUCAAUUUUUUUGAAAUAUGUGAAAUGUUUGUCGAUGUUAUUGGAGUUGUCAUAAAGAAUAGAGCAAUAACUUGUAGUAAUGCAGUGCUUUACCAAUAUGUUUAUGCGUUGGGCUAACGCAAACAAUAACUGAUUGGGUGUUUACCACCGAACUUUGGGCUAUGAUCGCUAAUAUAAAUCAACUCAAAUUCCUUCUCUGAUUUAGAUUGUUUUACUACAAAG
Messenger RNA from Xyrauchen texanus (razorback sucker), 2303 nucleotides. RefSeq names its product mediator complex subunit 4 (gene med4). Gene Ontology annotation, molecular function: transcription coregulator activity. Bases 10 to 783 code for a protein of 257 amino acids. The transcript has 7 exons. Gene Ontology annotation, biological process: regulation of transcription by RNA polymerase II. Gene Ontology annotation, cellular component: core mediator complex; mediator complex. NCBI's taxonomy places the organism in Eukaryota, Metazoa, Chordata, Actinopteri, Cypriniformes, Catostomidae. The record is from RefSeq and is a predicted model, not a curated record.